Messenger RNA from Hylaeus volcanicus, 2729 nucleotides. RefSeq lists its product as uncharacterized. Gene Ontology annotation, cellular component: SWI/SNF complex. The record is from RefSeq and is a predicted model, not a curated record. The transcript has 10 exons. Gene Ontology annotation, biological process: negative regulation of DNA-templated transcription. NCBI's taxonomy places the organism in Eukaryota, Metazoa, Arthropoda, Insecta, Hymenoptera, Colletidae. Gene Ontology annotation, molecular function: nucleosomal DNA binding; nuclear receptor binding. Bases 381 to 2570 code for a protein of 729 amino acids.
CAUGCAUCACAAUAAAGUGACAACGCCGGAGUGAAUUAUAAAAAUGAUUAAAAAUGCUGUUUAUUUAACAAUAGUGUUAUACAUUUCAUUAAAAAGCAAAAUAGUGUUACAGUGAUUUUAAAAAUACAGUUUUAAAUUAGAACUGGGGAGAAAAUAAGAUUAUUUAAUGUGUAAUCCUAAUUGCUUGAGAAAGCAUCAUUCGCGUACGGCCAUAUGCACAGUAGCGGGAUUUAGUUUAUCGAAGCAUAAAGUUGACUACAUUCAUUUAUUUUCUAUCAUAAACGAUAUUCUUUUACAGUAACAACGAAUAACAAUUACGUAUUAUUAACUGUGUUAUUUCUGAACAAAGAAGAUAGAACUUUCUCACUCUUUCAUACGAAAUGGCUUUACCUCCAAAUUAUAAGCAAGUAGCGAUCGCUACAUCAAACAUCGUUGCAUCUAAUCAACGUCUUAGGGCUUCAGGUGGUAGCAGUAGUAGCUCAACUAAUAGUAAAGAUGCACAAAGUCCAUUUAUACAAACACCACAUAGUCACCCAGGAUUUACGCCACAAAAAGUUGGGAAAAAUACCAAUGCUGAUUCUCGUAUGCCCAAACCACCUAAGCCACCAGAAAAACCACUUAUGCCUUAUAUGAGAUAUAGUAGAAAAGUAUGGGAUCAAGUAAAAGCUCAGAAUCCUGAGUUAAAACUAUGGGAGAUAGGAAAAAUUAUUGGUCAGAUGUGGAGAGAUUUACCAGAAGAAGACAAGACAGAGUUUAUCGAAGAGUAUGAGGCAGAAAAGAUUGAAUACGAAAAAAGUUUAAAAACUUAUCACAAUUCACCUGCAUACUUAGCUUAUAUUGCAGCUAAAAAUAAAGGAAAGUCUGCAUUAUGCGCGGCACAACAAAGUAGCGAUGAUCGAGAGAGUCAUGAACGUUCAUCAAGCAGCACUAAAGGACAAGCAGCUCAAGAUAGAAGGAUAGAUAUUUUACCUGCAGAAGAUGACGAUGAUCAAGACGAUGGAUAUUCUGUGAAACAUGUUGCAUACUCUCGGUAUACUCGAAACCAUCGUCUUAUUAAUGAAAUCUUUAGUGACACUGUAGUUCCUGAUGUUCGCUCUGUUGUUACUACGCAACGAAUGCAAGUAUUACGUCGCCAAGUCCAAUCUUUGACAAUGCACCAGAAAAAACUUGAAGCAGAACUCCAACAAAUAGAAGAAAAAUUUGAAGCAAAGAAACGAAAAUUUAUUGAAACAAGCGAAAUAUUUCAAGAAGAAUUGAAAAAACACUGUAAACCUGCGGUAGAUGAAGACACAUUUAAUAAAAUGGUUGAACGACAAUAUGAAGCGCUUAGACGAGAUAGAUUGAAAGGCACGGAAGAAAAUCGUUCGGAUGGACCUGCAUCAAAUGAAUCAACUCCAAAUUCUACACCUACGCCAACUCCUGCUUCCGUUAAUGACGAAACUCCGUCCGAUGUUCCUGAAAACGAUGCAAUAGAAAAGAAACCAAACGUGUCUGAAAAACCUAACAUUGAAAUAAAAAAGGAAACGUGUUCUCCACCAUACACUGAAAAUAAACCUGAACCUUCGUCGGUUCAAGGAAAUUCUAAUCAACAUGCUUCUAAUUCUGGAGUUUAUUGUGGAGCUGUUAGUCCGAUACAACAACAACAACAACAGCAACAGCAGCAGCAGCAGCAACAACAACAACAGCAGCAGCAGCAACAACAACAGCAGCAGCAGCAGCAGCAACAACCACAACAGCAGCAGCAACAGCCACAACAGCAGCAGCAACAGCCACAACAGCAGCAGCAGCAACAGCAGCAACCACCAACUCAACAUCAACCACCCACAUCUCAACAUCAGCAGCAUUCGCAACAAUCAACUCAACAACCUCCUUCUUUGCAACCACCGCAACCGAUUACUACAACAUCAGCUCCUGCUGUGAAUAUAAAUACGAGUACACCAGCAAAUGCAACUACAAACGCACCACCUAUGCCUCCUGUUACUUCGCCAGCUCCUCCUAUACAACAUACUCAUCAGCAAGGAAUGUUGGGUAAUCACUCAAUGCCACCUCAUCAAGGAACACAAGGAACUCAGGGAACACAGGUGCUUCCAUCACAAGGGCCAGUUUCUAAUCCACAUACAUCCCAGAUGAUUCCGCCAAAUCAAGGCUAUAGUCAACAAUAUCAACCAGGACCAACUCAACAAGCUCAAAAUGUUCCAUUAGCUCCAAGACCUCCACAUCCAUCUUAUACUUACUCUCAGCAGCAACCAUAUCAUCAACCGUAUCCUCAAUAUGCACACCCAUACUACCAUCAACCAUAUUCGCAGUAUUCACCGCACACCAUGGGUCGUCCACAUGCUCAUGGUCCUCAUAGUCCGCACAGUCCUCAUUAUCACCCACAAUCUCCUCACGCCAUCGGAGAAAAUAAUUCUCCUAAUAAUAGUGUACCUGGUUCAAACACUGUUUCUGUACCAACAUCUGAUGCAAAUAAUUCAUCUUAUUCUCCGGCAUCGGGGCAUUGCGAAAACGAACGUUCGGUUUCUUCAGAGAAUCAAGAAGGACAAGUAGAUAUUAAAUCAGGAUCUGGUUAAUUACUUUUUUUAUAAUUACAUACAUCUAUUUAUAGUAUUCCUUUGAUUUUAUGUAAACUGUAGAACUACAUUUGAAUAAUAUGGAUGCAUUUAAACAGUUAUAAUAAAAUUGAUACAUUCAUUCAGUUUGUACAAUAAAAAUGCAUUAUUAAUCUUUUA